This is a messenger RNA of Diprion similis, 1519 nucleotides long. It is a transcript of the gene ECSIT, whose product is annotated as evolutionarily conserved signaling intermediate in Toll pathway, mitochondrial. The transcript has 2 exons. The record is from RefSeq and is a predicted model, not a curated record. NCBI's taxonomy places the organism in Eukaryota, Metazoa, Arthropoda, Insecta, Hymenoptera, Diprionidae. Gene Ontology annotation, cellular component: mitochondrion. Gene Ontology annotation, molecular function: protein binding. Bases 229 to 1440 code for a protein of 403 amino acids.
GCGGUGUUGAGAAAAUGUAACCUAACCUCUCACCGAUCUCAUAACCUCGGUGUGUAAACCUAUAUUGCGGAAUGGGAUGUUAAACAUAGAAGUUUUUCACAGAAUAUUAUAUGCAAACGGCAUAAAAUACGAGAAUCGGUCGGCCGUCACGAGGAUUUAAGCAUUGCGACUAUGAUCGGGCCUCUAUUAUUUUGAGAAAUACAAAAAACCGUUAUACCAGGUAGCAAUAUGACAUCGAUAAUAAGAAGGUCGUAUGUGUUGCUCAGGGCUUAUCCAGGAAUGAGAAAAAGGUUGAUACUACACGACCUGAAAAGUUGCCAACCGACGACAGCUUUGCGUUGCAUAUCGGUGACCAGUGCUUGCAUGUCUAAAGACAAGAGUGAGAAAAAAAAUGAAGGUAGUAAGGCAGUGGGUUUUUAUGCAUUUGCAGAUGUUAAAAGUAAGGAGAAAAAAACGUACUUAGACGUACUGCGAAUGUUCAUCGACAGAGACAUUCAGAGGCGAGGACACGUCGAAUUCAUUUACGCAGCGAUGAAACAUAUGGAGGAAUUCGGGGUCGAGAAAGAUCUGGAGGUAUACAAAAGCUUGCUCAAUGUACUACCGAAGGGGAAGUUCAUACCAGAGAAUAAGAUACAGGCUGAAUUCAUGCACUAUCCGAAACAGCAGCAAUGCGCGAUAGAUGUCCUUGAGCAAAUGGAAAACAACGGAGUUAUGCCAGAUAGAGAAAUGCAGGAUAUCCUCCUCAACACGUUCGGUAAGCUGGGAUUUCCACUGAGGAAGUAUUGGAGAAUGAUGUACUGGAUGCCCAAGUUCAAAAACGCGAGUCCAUGGCCACUGCCAGAUAUUUUGCCCAAUGAUUCUCUUGAGCUGGCCAAACUGGCCAUAGAGAGAAUUACUAGCGUCGAUUUGCUCCGAAAAACUACAGUCUUCCAGGCAAAAGAUCUCCAAGAUUCCAUCGACGAUACUUGGAUUGUCUCUGGAAUGAGUAUUGGUCAGAAAAAACUGCUUAACAAGCAUGCUACCAAUGUCCCUUUAUACGUGGAAGGGCCUUUUAGACUGUGGUUGAAAAAUUUAACCAUCAAUUACUUCGUACUGAGGGGAGAUCCUGUCCCGAAACCUGACCUACCACCACCCGACGACGAUGAUGUUACUAAAAUUGAAUUACCAUUUUUUAAAACAGAAAAAUCUGUGGUAACUCAUGAUGAGACGUCCAUUCACGAGCAAGAGGAUGGCACAAUAUUUGCUGUCUGUGCGACUGGAACCUCUAGUCGUGACUCUCUAUUAUCUUGGAUUAGAUUUUUAGAGAAAGAUAAUGACGUCUUAGCUAAUAUUCCCAUUAUAUUCACGGCAAAGAGUCCCUUAGGCAGUGUUGCAUUGACCAAUAAUAAAUCUGACAAAACUACAGAUGAAAAGGUAGAAAAUAAAACUAAUAAAGAAUAGACUUUCGUGUAAACAAUUUCACCUGUACAUUGUAAAUAAAAAAUCUGCUACCAUCACUCAGCGAUGCUUGAGCUAUUUA